CAAACGUGAAUCAAUCAGCGAACAAAGAAUCAGAGGAGGCGGGACUCCACCACUCAUCUCCUUCUCCUCCAUGGCCGCCGUAUUUCCAAUCGCUCUCACCGCCGUCGACCACCGUAAUGCAUCCGCCAUCCUAAGCAGCUAUUCCAUCACCCAAUCGCACAAACUGCGCCGCCAGCCCACUCUCAGAGUCAGAGCCUGCUCCCCCGCCACACCUUCCCCUGUCCUAACGCAAGACGCCCUCAAGAAGAUCGCCGCAGAAAAGGCCGUGGAUUACGUCAAGAGCGGAAUGGUCCUCGGCCUCGGCACCGGUUCCACCGCCGCCUUUGCCGUGGCCAAGCUCGGCGAGCUCCUCUCCUCCGGCCAGCUAUCCGACAUCGUCGGCGUGCCGACGUCCAAGCGGACACAGGACCAGGCCGCCGCGCUCAACAUCCCCCUGUCCACGCUCGACGACCACCCGAGACUCGACCUCGCGAUCGACGGCGCAGACGAGGUCGAUCCAGAUCUAAACCUAGUCAAGGGCCGCGGCGGCGCUCUCCUCCGCGAGAAAAUGGUGGAGGCCGCGUCGGACAAAUUCGUGGUGAUCGUCGACGAUUCCAAGCUCGUCUCCGGCCUCGGCGGAUCCGGACUCGCCAUGCCGGUGGAGGUGGUCCGAUUCUGCUGGAAGUACAAUCUUCUCCGGCUCCGGGAGAUGUUCCGAGAUCUGGGCUGCGAGGCAAAGCUGAGAUUGCAGGGGGACAAUAAACCCUACCUGACGGACAAUUCCAAUUACAUUGUGGAUCUGUACUUCAAGAUCCCAAUUAAGGAUUCGGACGCCGCCGGGAAGGAGAUUUUGGCGCUUGAAGGAGUUGUGGAGCAUGGACUGUUCCUGGACAUGGCCACUGCUGUCAUUAUUGCUGGGAAGGAAGGUGUCACUGUGAAGAGCAAGUGAAGAUGGAGGGAGGGCAUUUGCCCUACACAUUCUGGUAAUUUUUUUUUUCACAAUAUUCAUUUUUGUUCAUGAAUUUGGAAAUUUAUAUAUAGUGUAAUGUUACUUUAACCCCAACGAUGACACCGCGGUUUGCCACCACAGAGAAUCUUACACAACUAGUCAUUGUCUUGUCUGUGAGAGUAUUGUGGUUUCAUUCGUGUUGUGAUAGUAGCAUGGGGUCACACUCGGUUAGACACCAAGGGUUUAACAGAUAUCUCCGAACAUACAAACAAUCAUUGUCUGUGGCCGUUGAUGUCAAAUUCUUUGUGUCAAAUCCGGUGGUUUCUAGCAUUUUUGUAACUCAUUUAUAUAUGCACUAGAAAUCCACAUAAUUUAACACCAAUAGUUGGGCACCAAAUGUUUCAUAGAUAUGCACAACACGUGUUUGCUCAUCACAGACAAUGGCUGUAUAUCUGUCUGCAAAAUAUUUGGUGUCAAACGUGGUGUGACCUUAGACUACUUCUUAGUACAAUGGUGAUUGGUGAGAUUGAAAUGGUUGGGGUUUGAGUAAAAAUGACUUGUACCAAUAGUCUGUCUAUGAAUAAACUAUGAAUUUUGGUACAUUUGUUGAGUCUUGUAGCAAGGUUGGGGUUUGAGUAGAUGAUUGGUGAGAUUGAACUACUAUGAAUAAACACCCAACUUUUCUUGAAAGAAAAUGGGGUUUUUUUGUUUUGGUUUUUGGAGCUUGAAUAAUGAUUUUGUAGCUUAUGGUGUAUAACUUGUAUUGG
Cuscuta campestris is the source of this 1695-nucleotide messenger RNA. The record is from the annotation of a GenBank genome assembly. NCBI's taxonomy places the organism in Eukaryota, Viridiplantae, Streptophyta, Magnoliopsida, Solanales, Convolvulaceae.